Molecule: messenger RNA, 1760 nt
Organism: Stereum hirsutum FP-91666 SS1
Lineage: Eukaryota; Fungi; Basidiomycota; Agaricomycetes; Russulales; Stereaceae
Product: alpha/beta-hydrolase
Exons: 9
Coding region: 4-1689 (561 amino acids)
Source: RefSeq, a predicted model, not a curated record
GCCAUGCCUUCCGUCUCACUCUCCCAGCUCAUCACCUUUGGUGCUCUGGCGUACCAUGUCGCAUCUGGCUCCUGUCAAUCUUCGAGACCGACAGCGACCGUGACGAACGGAAGUGUCGUCGGUGUGGAGCUACCUACGUUCAACCAGGACUUCUUCGGUGGUAUACCUUAUGCUCAGCCCCCAGUGGGAGACCUCCGACUUCGUCAUCCACUCAGCAUCAACGCGAGCUUUACGAACGGUUCCUUCGAUGCCUCCGAUUAUAGCCCUAUAUGUCCUGGGCACGGUAGUGACGAUGUCGGAUACACCUUGGGUGAGGACUGCUUGACCAUCAACGUCGUACGACCGAGCAACGUGUCGGCCGGAGCAGAUCUUCCUGUCAUGCUAUGGAUCCACGGUGGUGGAUACUUCAUGGGUUCCUCAAGAGAUACGCGCUACAACCAGAGCUACAUCGUAAAUCGUAGUGUCGAGAUGGGAACACCCGUCAUCGGCGUCUCGAUCAACUACAGGGUCUCCCACUUCGGUUUCCUGAGCUCCCGCCAAAUCCAUCUCAAUGGUCUUGAUAACCUUGGUCUUUGGGAUCAGAGGCUCGCUCUGCACUGGGUACAGGAGAAUAUUGCCGCCUUCGGAGGUGAUCCUAGCAAGGUCACGGUAUGGGGCGAAAGCGCCGGUGCGAUGUCGAUCAGCAUGCAUCUCAUCGCCUUCGGAGGAGUGCAAGAUCCUCCCCUCUUCCGCGCAGCCAUCAUGGAAUCCGGCAACCCCACCGUCCAAAUGACCUACACCCCCGACCUCUACCAGCCCUUCUUCGACAACCUCACCGCCGCCGUCAACUGCUCCGAAGCCCAAGACAUCCUCGCCUGUCUUCGUGCCGUUCCUUACGACGACUUCUUCGCCGCGGGCGGAAACGUCUCUACUGCCGUCUCUACUUGGCAGCCCGUCAUCGACAGCGUGUUCGUCCCCGGGUUCCCGAGCCAGCAGUUGAAGGAGGGGAAAUACUUCAACGUACCGAUUCUGAAUGGGGCGAACACGGAUGAAGGGUAUUCAUUUGGCCCGGGCGGUAUCAAUACGGAAGAUGAUCUUAUUGAUGCCUUAUACGCUUCGACCCUUGGGUUCGCUCGCAACUCGACGCUCCGGACCUUGUCAAGUUUGUACUCCUCCGACCCGGCCGAUGGCGUGCCCUACGGUUCGGGCGAUCUUCCGUCGUUGAAGAACGGGACACUCGACAAGAAAGCGGACUCUAUCUAUGGUGAUCUUACCAUGAUCGGCACGCGUAGGAAUCUUGUCGAGAUUUACUCGAAUACGACUACGGCGUGGUCGUAUCGGUUUGACCACGUUCCGGAGUAUGCGACUAUUCAGGAAGGUGUGGGGCAUUUCGUCGAGACUCCGUUCGUCUUCAACAAUCCUCUUCCGGCAGGCGAAGCUCCUACUGGAACCGAGAAUCCGCGUGGAAACUCGACGGACGACUUGUACCUCGGCCUGACCAUGCAGUCUCAGUGGAUCAGUUUCGCCGUCCAUCUCGACCCUAACUUCCAUGGCGUCGACGGAGUACCCUACUGGCCGGAUUACUCGAAUGGGACUCAGAACAUCUUAUACCGCAACAGCACUGAAGGUGGAACUACGCUCGAGGUAGACAACUGGCGUCAAGCUGGAAUUGCAUUCAUCAACGAAUGGUCGAUGGAUUUCGGUCGCUGAUGGGCUACACUAAUUUUUAUUGUGGAUCCUUAUGUGUAAUUGCUAUCACAUCGCUCUGACGAACGAAUGUA